UCUUUUAGUAUUAUGCCGAAAACAACCGAAGUAUAACGGAACAAUAUUUUGUAAAUUCUAGGUGUUCCCGUAGGCUGUUAUUUCCCAAGACAAUAGUUUUCAUAGUCUUUUAAGCCAUGACAGCCAAAGUGACCUCACCUGAUGAUGACAACAACGGGUGUACAGAUGCCACUGGAAAUGCUGCGAUUAAUGGCGACAGUCAGGAAAUGGGGGCAACGUGUCAGGAUGAAGAGAUGGACGAAGAUGAGAGUCGAUCUGAAGCAACUUUCCAGUACACUGUAGAAAACAUCAGCAAGCUGAAAGAAACUUCACUGAGUUCGGCGUGCAUGGUUCGGAAUUUGCCAUGGAAAAUAAUGGCAAUGCCUCGAUACAACCAAAAUGCAGAAAGGCAGAAAAGCUUGGGAUUUUUUCUACAGUGCAAUGCGGAAUCUGAUUCGACGUCGUGGUCGUGUAAUGCCAUGGCAGAGCUGAAGAUUCUCACCCAUUCUAGUGAUACUGAACCAUUUAUACGCAGAAUACAGCACUUGUUUUACUCAAAGGAAAAUGAUUGGGGCUUCAGCAAUUUUAUUUCAUGGAAUGACCUGUUAGAUCCAGAAAAAGGUUACGUCAAGGAUGACAAAGUUACACUUGAGGUUCAUGUGAAGGCCGAUGCACCUCAUGGUGUCAGCUGGGAUUCCAAGAAACACACUGGUUUUGUUGGUUUGAAAAACCAGGGUGCCACCUGUUACAUGAACUCCCUUCUUCAGACCCUGUACUUCACCAGCAAGCUCAGGAAUGCUGUAUAUAUGAUGCCUACAGAAAGUGAUGACAAUGCAAAAAGUGUACCAUUUGCUCUUCAACGUGUGUUCUAUGAACUUCAGUUCAGUGACAAACCUGUUGGAACGAAGAAGCUCACCAAAUCAUUUGGAUGGGAGUCUUUAGAUUCUUUUAUGCAACAUGAUGUGCAGGAACUGUGUAGAGUGCUGCUGGACAACAUGGAAAACAAAAUGAAGAGAACAUGUGUGGAAGGCACAAUACCAAAGCUGUUUGAGGGCAAGAUGUUGUCUUACAUCAAGUGUAAAAAUGUUGAUUAUGGAUCUCACCGCAGUGUUGAAAAGUAGCGGUGUCGAAACCUUCGGUUGAGCCGCCAGCUUGAUAUUCAACUUAAUAUCAAGGGCAAGAAAAAUGUCCAUGAUUCAUUCAAAGAGUACACCACAGUGGAGAUGCUGGAGGGCGAUAACAAAUACGACGCAGGUCAAUACGGGUUGCAGGAUGCUGAGAAGGGCGUCGUUUUCCUCUCGUUUCCACCAGUUGUGCAUUUACAUCUCAUGAGGUUCAUGUACGAUCCUGUCACCGACACAAACGUCAAAAUCAAUGACAGGUUUGAAUUUCCCGAGAGGUUGAAUUUGGAAGAAUUUCUCCAGAAGAAAGAAAAGACCCCAGCAGUAUACAUCCUGCAUGGCGUUCUUGUACAUAGUGGUGAUAACCAUGGCGGUCAUUAUGUUGUAUAUAUUAAUCCUAAAGGAGAUGGCAAGUGGUUCAAGUUUGACGAUGAUGUGGUGUCAAGAUGUUCAAAGUUUGAAGUUCUUGACCAGAACUUCGGUGGUCAGGAUGAUGAACUGUCUGUCAAACACUGUACGAGUGCUUACAUGUUGGUGUAUGUCAGGGAGAGUAAUAUGGGUGACACUUUCCAGACAAUAAAUGGAAAUGAUAUUCCAGAAACAUUGAAGAAUCGGUUAGCAGAGGAAAGGAGGCUAGAAGCUCAGAAACGCAAGGAGAGAACAGAAGCUCAUCUGUACAUGAAUGUGAAUGUGUUACUGGAAGACAACUUCUGUGGUUUCCAAGGCAAUGAUCUGUUUGACCUAGAGAAAGUAAACUACAGAAAUUUCAAAGUGAAAAAAACUUGCACCUUGGAAGAACUCGUCGAAAUGUUAGCAGAAAAUCUGAAAUACCCAGUAAAACAAAUAAGACCCUGGCCAUUUCACUGUCGUCAGAACCAGACAUUUAGACCAACCAUGAUUGAUAUUGACGCAGACUUGACCAAAUCGGUUCAAGAUUUGUCAGAAAAUGAUUGUCCUUGGUUUGUCUUUGUUGAAACACUCAGUCCAGAGAGUGGGUUGAAUGAAUUGCCUCCCUUUGACAAAGAAAGUGAUGUGCUACUGUUUCUGAAGAUGUAUGAUCCAAGCACCAAAUCGAUGUCAUUCUGUGGACACAUUUAUGUUCCUAUUUCGGCAAAAGCAGUGGAGUUGGUUCCAGAACUGAACAGAAAAGCUGGCUUUCCUAUCACCACUCCACUCAUAAUUUAUGAGGAGGUGAAGCCGAACAUGACGGAGCAGCUGGAGGAUCUGAAUCAGCCGAUGGACAAGUUGCUGGAGGAGCUGAUGGACGGCGACAUCCUCGUCUUCCAGCGAGACGAGCCCGACCUGGAGUCAGGAAACUAUGACCUUCCUUACGCCAAAGAUUACUUCAGAGAUCUGUAUUACCGAGUUGAGGUCAUAUUCUGUGAUAAGCAAAAUUCUAAUGAUACCGGUUUCCCCUUAGAAUUGUCACUAAAAAUGAACUAUGACCAAAUGGCACACAGUGUAGCAAAUCAUCUCGGCACGGAUCCUUACAUGUUGCAGUUCUACAAGAGCCAAGGAUACAGAGAUGGUCCAGGGAACCCCAUCAAGUGUACAUAUGAAGGUUCUUUGAAGGAUCUACUCAUCUACUCGAAGCCCAGGCAACCCAAGAAAAUCUAUUAUCAACGGUUGAGCAUCAAGAUCAAUGAACUGGAAAAUCGGAAACAGUUCAAGUGCGUCUGGGUGAACAGCAGGUUAAAAGAAGAUAAAGAGUUGGUGUUGUAUCCUGUCAAGUGUGGUAGAGUUCGGGAUCUGUUGGAAGAAGCACUCAAACAGCUCGAACUGGACAGCAAUGGCGUAGGGUCUGGUAAACUCAGGUUAUUAGAGAUUAUUAGCAACAAGAUAUUUGCCAUCCAGAAGGAGGAGGAACAACUGGACAGUCUGAAUGCGGCUGGUACAAAAACAUACAGGGUUGAGGAGAUCCCCAAAGAUGAAGAAAAUCUGGCCGACGAUGAAAUACUGAUCCCGGUGGCACAUUUUCACAAAGAAGUGUUCUCCACAUUUGGUGUCCCAUUCUUAUUAAAAGUGAAGCAUAAUGAAACAUUUGCAUCAGUAAAAGAGAGAAUACGAAAAAAACUUGAUAUCCCAGAUAAGGAGUUUGAGAAGUACAAGUUUGCCGUUGUUGUCAUGGGGAGACAGGAAUACAUACCCGACGACGAGGAUGAUCUCAAAGUGAAUCUUACACAGUUUCUGCCACACAGUGUACCAGGCGGUGGAAUGCAAGCCCGUCCAUGGUUGGGGCUGGACCACGUGAACAAAACACCCAAGCGUUCACGCUACAACUACCUAGAGAAAGCCAUCAAGAUCCACAACUGAUACAGAUGUUUCUGGGAUGAGCCCAGAGGAUUUUUUAACUUACCUACUGCACACCCUGAAAUCUCCUAUGCCAUCAUCUAUCUUGGCUGUAGGUCGCGGUUCUGCCGACCUGUCGACGGGAAUAUCUUCUCAGUCUCUUGUAACAUCUGUUGGAAGCGUGAUGAUUGAUCGCGGUACCAGAGCGAGCUACAAACUGUGGGUUUUUUUGUACUUUUUAAUCAACACUCAACAAUUAUCAAAAAAAUUUAAUUUGUAAAGCAAUGUAUUGUUGUUGAGUAUAUGUAGUGUCGGAAGGGAUUGCUUGAGCAAAGUGAGACUCUCAAAAGUUCUGUGGUGUCGAAUGGAUGUACAUACUUUGAGAAACUUUUUUUUUCUUUUUUUUCAAUUGCUGUUGAUGCAUAUUCGUGUGGCUUCAACAGCUUAACGCGUUCAUUAAAUCGGUUGCAAGUGCCAGUUUUGAAUGUUACAUCAUUUAUUUUCAUUUGUGUUUGAAUUGUUCUCUCUGUGUUGAUGUCCAGUUCAGUACAGCAUGUUUACUGAAAUUUAUGGCGAUGUUCUAUGGGUCCGUGUUGAAGAUGAACUGAGCACUGAUUCCAGCCAGGAAGAGUGUUUGAUUUAGAUACUGCUAUGAAAAAGGGAUGGACAUGAAAAUGUGAUCUAAAUUGUAUAUUUUGACAGAUGCACAAAGUAAUUCAAAGUAACCCAUGGACUCGGUUUUUGUUGUAUUUGCAGCAAAACGUUAAAAACAGUGCUUGUUUUAGUCAACACUAUGUUUUGCUUUUACUGUUCAUUUAAAAGUCUCAAAAGUCUGUUGAACGGACAUUGUAUGCAAGUUGUUUUUAGGGAUAAAUAUUAUUGUACAGAAAGAAAAUAAUGUAUGUAGUUCGGACAGUUUUUACAUAUCAACUAGGGCUGAAUGACAAAACCAUUUUUGCAGAUGAAUUGAAAGACUAAAUGGUAUUAUUUUUUGCUGUCAACUGUGGUUGCAAUGACCACUCUUGUGCCAUAACCACAUUCUCAGUAUUUUGUUAAUAGCAUGACAUGGGGCCCAGUUUCGAUCAAUGGACUCCUGUGUCGACUGGAUAAACAUACAUAGUUAAAAUUUGUGUCCGUUUAUAGUCUUAUUAUUUACUUUAUCUCUUGUCUGAUUGCAGCUUUUUCUAACUAAAAUUUCAAGUUUGCUUCUUUAUUUUUUAAAACAUUUUUUGGCAUCAGAUUUUUAUGGUCAUUAUUGUAGUGUUAAUUUCAAAAUAAUGCUUGGAUUAUCUUUGUCAAAAGAAAGAAAGUCACAUUUUUGUUUUUUCACACCAUAUAUUAAACUUACAUAAAAUUUGCUAUAGGAAGUACUUUCUACAAAUGUGGUCCCUGCAGGUCACGAUUGGCACUAAAUUUCAGGUCGGUAAAUGUAGAUUAAAACAAUUAAUGUUAUGACCCAGACUUUCAAAAGUGCUAAUCUAAAACCUUAAUAACUAAGCAGCUGCAUGCAAACUAGUUUUAAAGCUUACACAUUUUUUUUUAUUACGGCCUAGCAUUAUUUAUACUUCAGUGAACUUUUAAGUGAUAAACUGAUAAAAUAACAUAACCAGCUCCAAGUUAAAUGUAAAAAUUUCAGUAAUAAGAAGACCAGUAUAUGCAAAUAUCAGUGGUGCUCAUUGCCACUGGAGUUACAAGUAGGUAUGAUUUAUUUUUAUAUUGUACUAUUGGAAUUGUUCCUUGAAUUUGAAAAGAAAUUUAUUUUACACACACAUACAUACAUAUAUAUAAAUAUACAUGUUUGGAGGGGUUUUUUUGUGGGGUGGAGGAGGCAUAUUGGCAUUAUAAAUAUUUUUCAUUGAUACAAAACAUUUGACUUGCAAAUUAAUCUUCUUUUUAAUGCAAAAAAUAAUAAUGAAUUGGUUAUAAAAAAAAGUUAACAUUAAGAAAAAACCCACACCCAAAAACAUUUCUGAAUAUAAAUGUAAUAAAAAUGUUAACUCAUGAUUUUCAUUUUUUUUUUUUUAGGUUUUUAGCCAAACAUUUUCUUAACAUCACAAGCCAAAUUGUUCUAAGAAAUGAUAGAAGACUCCAAACCGUUAAAUAUAAUUUGAUGCUAAAGAACAUAUUUUAAGAAGCUUCUGUGGAUAAAAAAAAAACAGAAAAAAAACAAACAAAAGAAAUAUAACUAUAAAUUUUGAAAUCCCUAAAUUUCUGAAAUAACUUUAAAAAUGUUGUAUAAAAUACCUAUUUAAUGUAAAUAUUAAAUAGUUUAGUUAAAUAUCAUUGCAUUUACAGUGUAUAGAGCAUGAAUUGGCUAUAAAAGUUCUAAAGCAUACUUGCAAUAUGAAAUUAUAACAUAUUUGAGCCACAUUUUACCAGUAUUCUAAAAUUGCUUAACCACGUACAAUGGUCUAAACUACACAAAAAUAAAACAUUUAAAAAGAUGAUCCAAAAUGUAAUAUUGAUGACAAAACCAAAAUAUUUAACACAUCUUCAUGGACUAGUUUCUAAAAUAAGGGUUUGUAAAUUGUUGAUCCUUUCACUCCAACAAACCUUUUACAAACUGGUUUGCUUGUUAUGGUUUUAUUCAUUUAAAAAAAAAAAAAUCUCAUUUUGUUUUGUAAUUUAAAUGUCUGGUUAAUAUAUUAUGAUUAAAAUGGUCAAUUGCAGGGCUCACUGCACUUUGUUACUAGUUAUGAAUAGUUAAAGAACUUCUUAUGUUUGUGUUUUCACAAUCCAUCAAGAGGCAUGUUCAGGAAGGCAAGCAAUCGCAGUUGUUUGCUAUACUGGUUUUUGCGCCCAGCAAUAGAUUAAUUUGAUAUGAUAAAACACGAUGGUACCAGUCAAGUUCUCGAGCAUUUGGCCUGAACACACCAUAGAUCAUUUACUUUUUGAACAGUGAUCCCUAGAUUUACAUCAUUUGGUCCAGUCAAGGUUUUUUCUCUCGUUUGAAACUGAAAUAAAACAUUAUUAUCAAAUAGCUGGAGUGAAAGGUUUAAUGCAGUCCAUAUAAUUAAUUCUUGUUGAAUCUUUCCUUUUCUUUCAUGUUUUAUAAAGUGUUUUUUCUUAUUAUAAAAUGUUUAAAAAAAAAUAAAAAAUUGUUCUGUGGAUGUGAAAUUACCUGCAUUUAGCAACUUUUUUUUUAUUUAUUUAUUUUUCCCCCCAAGCUUUAAACAUAAUUCCUAGCAAAUCUGGCAUGAACUUUAUCUGUGAUGAAA
This is a messenger RNA of Gigantopelta aegis, 6607 nucleotides long. Its product is annotated as ubiquitin carboxyl-terminal hydrolase 7-like. The transcript has 33 exons. Gene Ontology annotation, cellular component: cytosol; nucleus. Gene Ontology annotation, molecular function: cysteine-type deubiquitinase activity; protein binding; cysteine-type endopeptidase activity. Gene Ontology annotation, biological process: protein deubiquitination; regulation of protein stability. The record is from RefSeq and is a predicted model, not a curated record. NCBI's taxonomy places the organism in Eukaryota, Metazoa, Mollusca, Gastropoda, Neomphalida, Peltospiridae.